AUGCGGCGAAACCGUGGCUUGCUGACAAGUGUCGUUGCUUGCUUGACAAUUUUCUUCAUCGUUUUCAACUCGAAAUCAACGAUAGAGAUCGCGAACGAUUCGGCAAGUGGCAUAGAAAAGCCUUACGUUCGAGAGCAGGACGUUCGUAAAGAUCAGAAAUAUCGAUACGUUACACCGUCCCUUGCGGAACUGGCUGCCCGUGGAAAUUUACCAAAAUCGAACGAGCAUAUUUUAAUGUUAACACGUGUGCCUGAAGCUGGCGGGGAAUUGUUCGUUUUGAUUCUGCAGCGUUUGCAGGGUUACAAUGCGUUCAAGCACAUACGAUUACCACCCGGUGAUCAUGGACUUUUAUCAAGUUUGCAAGAGGAACUGCUAGUCGAGGAAAUUAGCAAUAUCAUAAGACAGGAAGCUAUACCACUGAGUUUCGACGGAGACGUUAGGUUUUUCAAUUUUUCAAAGUUCGGAAGACAGUCUCCUUCGUUUAUCUCUCUAGUGAGAAAUCCUGUAGGUGCGCAUAAUUUGCAGAGGUAUCGCGAAAGGCGAAGAAAUACUCCCGAAGGUAGAGCCAUACCUAUGUUUUGUGGGCAAGAUCCACGAUGCACAGAGGUGAAUAGUAAAUGGGCAUUGGAACGGGCUAAAACGAAUAUUAUCGAAUGGUAUCCCGUGGUCGGGGUGUUGGACUGCUUGGAGCAGUCGAUUGACCUAUUCGAACGUAAAUUUCCAUAUUUUUUCCGCGGUGCUAAACAGAUUUAUCAGAAAAUUCAGCUGAAAAAGAAACGCUUGUCCGAUCCUACGCUUGCGCUAAAAUCUCAAGAAAGGUAUACUUUCUAUAAAUAUUUCGAGGACGAAGUGGAAUUUUACGAAUGGAUAAAAAUUCGACUAUUAAACGCGACGUUGAUCGACAUCGAGGAAAAUUAUUAUUCGUGA
Messenger RNA from Habropoda laboriosa, 927 nucleotides. Its product is annotated as heparan sulfate 2-O-sulfotransferase 1-like. The transcript has 6 exons. Gene Ontology annotation, molecular function: sulfotransferase activity. NCBI's taxonomy places the organism in Eukaryota, Metazoa, Arthropoda, Insecta, Hymenoptera, Apidae. The record is from RefSeq and is a predicted model, not a curated record. Gene Ontology annotation, cellular component: membrane. The coding region runs from base 1 to 927 and encodes 308 amino acids.